This is a messenger RNA of Suricata suricatta (meerkat), 862 nucleotides long. Its product is annotated as 60S ribosomal protein L3-like. Gene Ontology annotation, biological process: translation; ribosomal large subunit assembly. The transcript is spliced from 2 exons. The coding region runs from base 1 to 807 and encodes 268 amino acids. Gene Ontology annotation, molecular function: structural constituent of ribosome; RNA binding. Lineage: Eukaryota; Metazoa; Chordata; Mammalia; Carnivora; Herpestidae. Gene Ontology annotation, cellular component: ribosome; cytosolic large ribosomal subunit. The record is from RefSeq and is a predicted model, not a curated record.
AUGUCUCACAGAAACUUCUCCAUGCCCAGGCAUGGCUCCCUGGGCUUCCUGCCUCGGAAGCGCAGCAGCUGGCACCGUGGGAAGGUGAAGAGCUUCCCCAAGGAUGACUCCUCCAAGCCUGUCCACCUCACUGCCUUCUUGAGCUACAAGGCCGGCAUGACUCACAUCGUGCGGGAGGUCGACAGGCCGGGAUCCAAGGUGAACAAGAAGGAGGCUGUGACCAUUGUGGAGACACCGCCCAUGGUGGUCGUGGGCUAUGUAGAAACCCCUCGAGGCCUCCGUGCCUUCAAGACCAUCUUUGCGGAGCACAUCAGCGAUGAGUGCAAAAGGCGCUUCUGUAAGAACUGGCAUAAGUCCAAGAAGAAGGCCUUCACCAAGUACUGCAAGAAGUGGCAGGAUGAUGAUGGCAAGAAGCAGCUAGAGAAGGACUUCAGCAGCAUGAAGAAGUACUGCCAGGUGAUCCGAGUCAUCGCCCACACUCAGAUGCGCCUGCUCCCCCUGCGCCAGAAGAAGGUGCACCUGAUGGAGAUCCAGGUGAAUGGCGGCACGGGCUUUGUCCACUAUGGUGAAGUGACCAAUGACUUCGUCAUGCUGAAAGGCUGUGUGAUGGGAACCAAGAAGCGAGUGCUUACUCUCCGCAAGUCCCUGCUGGUGCAGACCAAGCGGCGGGCCCUGGAGAAGAUUGACCUUAAAUUCAUUAACACCACCUCCAAGUUUGGCCAUGGCCGAUUCCAGACUGUGGAGGAGAAGAAAGCAUUCAUGGGACCACUUAAGAAGGACCGAAUUGCAAAAGAAGAAGGAGCUUAACACCAGAAGCAGAUUGUGUGGCUGGUGGGAUCUCAGUAAAAACAGUUUUCCAGUG